AUGGGCAAAUUCUACCAGUGCACCUACCCUUUUGGUGACUGUAAAGAGAUUAGCAUCCAAAGACCAAGAGACGCGUUCAAUAUGUCCCUUGGUUUGUCUUUGGUUGCCCAGAAUGAUCAAGUCCUGGUGUGUGGCCCCACUGUGCACCGGGCCUGUGGGAAAAAUAUGUACAUAAAUGGAUAUUGUUUUCUGUUGGACCAAAAUCUGCAGGAAAAGGAACACUUUCCAGAAUCAUUGCCAGAAUGCACCCCUCAUACAACUGACAUUGUCUUCCUGAUUGAUGGCUCUAGCAGCAUCCAGAAAAAAGAUUUUGAAACAAUGAAGAAAUUUGUUUCUGAGGUCAUCGAGAAUCUCUCUGGCAGAGAUACACAGUUUGCUCUCAUGCAGUUUUCAGGGAACUUCAAGGAACAUUUUAAUUUCAACAGUCAAGACCCCGCACGCCUUGUAAUGGAAGUGAAGCAGUUGCACGGAUGGACCAAAACAGCCACAGCCAUCCGCAAAGUUGUGAGGGAACUGUUUAUCCCAGAAAAAGGAUCCCGGAACGGGGCUGCAAAGAUCCUUAUUGUGAUAACCGAUGGAAGCAAGAAGAAUGACCCUGCUCAGUAUUGGCAGGUGAUACCAGAGGCUGAGCAAGCUGGGAUCAUCCGUUAUGCUAUUGGGGUUGGCAGUGCGUUUUCAACCACCAAAGUCCAACAGGAACUGAAAGACAUUGCUUCUGAGCCAGAUGAUGAACAUGUUUUCAAAGUAAAUAAUUUUAACGCUUUGAAAAGCAUCCAGGACCAGUUACAGAACAAAAUCUUUGCCAUUGAAGGCACCCAGUUCCAGAGUAGCAGUUCCUUCCAGAUGGAAAUGUCCCAGGAAGGGUUAAGUGCCCUGCUGAUCCCGAAAGGUCCUGUCCUUGGAGCUGUGGGAGCCUACGACUGGUCUGGAGGGGUGAUUCUGUAUCAAACCAGCAACCGAGACCCACAAUUUAUUAAUAUCUCCAGCAACUUCAAAGAUAUGAAUAAUUCAUAUCUUGGCUAUUCUUCUCAGUCUGUCCAGUUCAAUGGGAGGAAUGGUCUGGUAGUGGGAGCCCCUCGCUAUGAUCACAUUGGCAAAGUUGUUUACUUUGAGAAUGAAGCCCUGAGUAGGGAAUGGCAGCUGAAGAUGGAGGUAGUAGGAGAACAGGUUGGUUCUUACUUUGGAGCAACUCUAUGCUCGGUGGACCUCAAUCAAGACUCAAUCACAGAUUUGGUUCUGGUUGGAGCUCCCAUGUACUAUGAUGCCAUUGCAGGAGGAAGGGUUCACAUCUGCCUUUUUAAGAACGAAGCAUUUUCUUGUACAGAUGGCAACACAGCUUUGAAAGGACAACCAGGACAUAUGUUUGGUCGCUUUGGGGCCAGCAUUGCAGAAGUGGGUGACAUCACUGGGGAUAAAUGGACGGAUGUAGCUAUUGGCGCUCCCUUGGAGAAUGAGAAUACGGGAGCUGUGUAUAUAUUUUCAGGGGAAAGGGCAUCGAUCAAGCCCUCUUAUGUUCAGCGCAUUGAGGGACAAAAGUUUUCUGGAGGGUUCUUUUAUUUUGGCCAAGCUAUCAGUGGAGGAACAGAUCUUACGGGGGAUGGACUGAAGGACAUCAUUGUGGGACAACAAGGAAGAGUUUUUCUGAUGAGGUCUCGUCCUGUUCUGCAAGUGAAGGUCUCCAUCAUGUUCCACCCACCUUCCAUCCCCGCCUCAGUCUUUCAGUGGAACAGGCCAACAUCUCAGGAGUAUGUGACUAGCAUGGCCGAAGUGUGCUUCACUGUUUCGAAAACCACUCAGGAUGACCUAGAUGAAAUCUAUAGUGAGCUUUGGUACAGCCUGACCCUGGAUUCUCACAGAACAAAUGCUCGAGCCUCUUUCAAUUCCAAGUCCCCCAUCCUGCAAGCAAGUGUUUCAACUGGACUUGAGAGGAAGUGCCAGAACCACUUAAUUGAACUCCCCGUUGGCACUGAGGAUACCGUGACACCCAUCACCUUAGGGCUGAAUUACAACCUCACAGGGAAAUCCAUCACUAAAGUCCCAGAUCUCCUGCCCAUUCUGAGCAAACACUCAAAGCGAAACUACACAGCCGAGCUCCCCUUUGAGAAGAACUGUGGCAGUGACGGGAAAUGUGAAGACAUUUUGCAAACCUCGUUUAAUUUCUCAGGCCUGGAAACUUUAGAUGUGGGUUUGACUUCUGAGUUCAGCAUAACAGCCUCCCUUCAGAAUCACGGGGAGGACUCCUACCACAGCACCCUAUGCUUCUUCUACCCUGCAGGGCUGUCCUAUCGCAAAGUCACAUUGCUGCAACAGGCCAGCAGAAAGGUGACACGGGUCCAGUGCCGCUCAGCCCCUGCCUCAGAAGAAGAGGCUAGCCAAAAUGCCACCUGCAGUGUCAACCACCCUAUUUUCUGGAGUGGAGCAGAGGCUAUUUUUGUUGCCACAUUUGAUGUCUCCCCCAAUGUUGAUCUAGGGGACACACUGCAGAUCAUGAUUAAAGCUGACAGUGAAAAUGGGGGCACCACCAUCAAGGACACCCGUUAUGAAGCCACCUUGCCUGUCAGAUACGCUGUGUACCUCCUUAUCAACAUGGUUGAUGAGUCUACCAAGUAUGUGAACUUCACCGCAGGCCAAGAAGAAGCACGCAAGAGUGUUGAACACCGAUAUGAGGUGAAGAAUCUUCGUAAACGAAACAUCCCUUUCAUGGUGACAUUUCAGAUCCCAGUAGAACUGAAAGGGAUCCCUGUUUGGAACAUGUUUCAAGUCAUUCCUUCUGAGCCUGAAGUGGCCAAGUGUGACUUGGAGAGAGAAACUCCAGGCUCCAAGGAUCUUCUGGCAGAGGAGGCAAAUCCCCAGCUGGACUGCUCCGUUGCCUCUUGCAAAAUAAUCCGCUGUGACAUUUUGUCACUGAAGAUACAAGAAAACCCACUGGAGUUCAGGAUCAAAGGAGACAUCAAUUUCCACUGGACAUCUCAGAUCCAGCAGAAGAAAAUUAUUUUGGUGAGCUCUGCACAGAUUUCUUAUGACACGAAAAAAUACACUCAGGAGGAGGGCUUGUCACAAAUUCAGAUGCAAACAAUAGUGGAGCGGAUCGAGAUCUACAACAGCCUCCCGGUGAUCAUGGGCAGCUCUUUUGGGGGCUUAAUCCUUCUAGUUCUGAUAGCUGCAGCCUUGUAUAAGGUUGGGUUCUUCAAACGUCAAUACAAGCAGAUGCUGGAGGAGGCCGGAGCUGAGAAUGAGGCUGUUGGUCCAUCCUCACAAAAUUUAGAGUCAUCUCCUCCUAACAAAGACAUUGUCUCCUAAUAAUCCUGCCAGGUCUUUUCAGAUGUUCUGGAGCUCUGUUCUGAGAACCUAAGAAAAGGUGUGCCAGAUUAGUCCAUCAACCAAUAUAUUACAGUGCCCCCAAGAUGCUUCAGAAAAGCCCAGAAGACAGAAUUAAAGCAGAAUCCAUCAUUUCUUCUUGCUCAUAGUAACUGAUAUUUACUCUCUGCCUCUAAACACAAGAUAUCUGCUGAUUGAUAGACCCUGCCUACAUGUAUAUUUCAUAUCCCUUUUAAAAUUCAUCUAAGCUGAUGGCUCUCUUUCUGAGAUAUUCUGAUAUCUUUCCUUGACUGGAAAGAUCCAGCUUUUGACAUCCAUGCUGAGAAGUAGUAACACCUUGUUUUGAGCAUGCUGGUUGAAAUCACUUUCUUUCUUGAAUGGAGAACAUACAUGCCUCUUCCUCUCAUUUGGCCUUGAGAGGCAAGAAAUCAUGGAAAAGAUGGUUGGUCUUCUUCUCCUGAUGAAACCCUGCCAGUUUAAGGUUCUUCCUCGUGACUGCAGUUGAUCAGCUGGCGGAAAAAACGGCUAGUAUAAUUUGAAAUGUGCUGACAGCCAUGAAAACUGCCUCAUCAGUAAUGAAGCUUGAGAUGGAUCCUGUCCACACAGAUUUACUUUAGGACAAUUCAAGGAUAGCGGUUGGUAGAUUCCCUAGGCUUUGUUUCCCCUCCCACCCAGGGCCAACCGCCAGGGGGAGAAACCUCCAUCAGUCACUCUCCUUAAAGUGUGGUAGAUGGCUUGGCUGAGUGUGGGUGGUGCCUGGAAAGAAGGGCCAGUGCGUUGAGCUAUUGUCCAACAGAGGUUUACCAUUCUUCUAAAAGGCUGGCAAGCAGGUUCUGCUAGAAGGGGGAACUGGCAGAACUCUUAUCAAUUUCAUUCCAGUUCUCAAACAUCCCAAAUGGCUAAGAGUUGCUACAAGGAAUGACAGUGCCCACAGCUGGUGGAUACACUUGGUAAUGCCUGAAAGUAGAUAGUGGGGUACACAAAAUGUUGUUACAGUAGGGAAAGUGGUCCUGUCUCUCUCCCAAAGUACUAAAAACAAUAGAAAACACAUGCAGAACCUCUUGCUGAAACAAUCAGCAGAAAACCUUUAAUAAACUCAUU
Molecule: messenger RNA, 4419 nt
Organism: Python bivittatus (Burmese python)
Lineage: Eukaryota; Metazoa; Chordata; Lepidosauria; Squamata; Pythonidae
Source: RefSeq, a predicted model, not a curated record